GCUGGAGCAGAUGAGGCGACACUUGAAAGAAGAAAGAUUAGCUCGAGCUAAGGCUGACCAGCGGGUUAUAAAGCUGAUGCUAGAGAAUCGCAGGCUGGAAGAGACUGUUGCCCAGCUUCAGAAGGUCCAGCAGCCCUACACCAGCCCACUAGAGGACGCCAGUUUCCUGGAGAGUAUUGAGACUUCCUUCAAGCAGUUCCACGCCUUCAUUGAUAUGCUGAGGGAGGCGGGACUAGGUCAGCUUGUGUCUAUGGCCGGACUUGACCAAUCACGCAUGCCCUUCAACGGGAACUCAACCAAGCAGAACGGCCACGCCCAAGAGGACAAGCCAGGAAGACCCGCCCCCACCCGACCUAUGACCUCUUCACCCAACGCUGUCUACGCUAACGUUCCCAUGACUGACGGAGACUUCCGGACUGGUUUCAAGAUGGCGGACGAUGCCUUGUUCCCCAACGCUAAAGACCCCACGAUGCAGUCUAACAUGUACACUGAAGAGAGCGAACUAGCCAAACAAGAAGCAGACGAGCUCUACACCAGGCUGGUGAGGGAGACAAGGUCAGCACUCAGUCAUGAUGGACAGACAAGGGAGAGAACUUGGGCCAAGUCAACUAAUGGUCACAAAGGGGAGGUCACUUCAAAAACACACCACCAGCCCCCAGAUGACCAGCCCACUAGGACUGACCAAGUAGACAGUGGUCACCUGAGGACUGACCAAGUGGACAGUGGUCACUUGAGACUGCAGGAAUCUGACCUGUAUGAUGAGCAGCCCUCCUACUUGAUGGGUUCCAGACAGAAUGGGGAGUCUUCUGGGAGGAUUUCUAAUGAGGAUCAUGACGAGGAUGAUGAAGAUGAUGAUGAUGAUGAUUUUUAGCUCUAAUUAAUGUCUAAUUGUAUCCAUAGAUAGUGUAUGU
Messenger RNA from Physella acuta, 911 nucleotides. RefSeq names its product centrosomal protein of 78 kDa-like. Gene Ontology annotation, cellular component: ciliary basal body; centrosome. The record is from RefSeq and is a predicted model, not a curated record. Lineage: Eukaryota; Metazoa; Mollusca; Gastropoda; Physidae. Gene Ontology annotation, biological process: cilium organization.